AUGACGACCAAAAGGCAAAAGAAGGAGAGGAAACCAAUCAUUGUCAAUGCGUUUGACAUGGCGACACCAGGUUUGCAAUCACCUGGUCAAUGGAAACAUCCAAAAGACAAAUCAAGAGAUUACAAUACAAUUGAGUAUUGGGUGAACCUUGCCAAGUUGUUAGAAAAGGGUAAAUUCAAUGCAUUGUUUAUUGCUGAUGUUUUGGGUCCGUAUGAUGUUUACAAUGGACCAAGAAACCUUGCAGCAGCUGCAAAAGCAGGAGCUCAAUGGCCAAUCAAUGAACCAAGUGCCGUAAUUCCUGCAAUGGCUGCAGUGACAAAGAACUUGUCGUUUGCCGUUACUGCAAGCACUAUUAGUGAAGCCCCAUACCAUUUUGCUAGACGAUUAGCUACAUUAGAUCAUUUGACAAAGGGACGUGUAGGAUGGAAUAUUGUUUCGUCGUAUUUGGAUACUGCAAGUAGGAACUUGUUGAAUGGGGAACCCUUGCCCCCACAUGAUGAAAGAUACGAGAAGGCUGAAGAAUAUUUGGAGGUGAUUUACCAACUUUUCUUGUCAUCGUGGGCUGAUGAUGCUGUUAGAUUGGACACCAAAAAGGGGGUAUUUUCGGAUCCCGAGAGGAUUAGAGAAAUCAACUACGAGGGUAAACACUUCAAAGUGCCUGGUCCAUUCAUUAGCGAGCCAAACCCUUACCAACGAUUGCCGGUAAUCUUACAAGCUGGGGCAAGUUCGAAAGGUUUGGAAUAUGCAGCAAAAAACGCGGAAGCUGUUUUUAUCAACGGAAACACCCCCGAAGGUUUGAAAUCAAAAAUUGAUAAACUCAAUGCACUAAUCAAGAAGCAUGGACGAAACCCAGAAGAUGUCAAAAAAGUUCAGCUAGUCACUGUAAUCGUUGCACCCACAUACGAAGAAGCUGUGGAAAAGUUUAAUGAUUACAAACAAUACGCUGAUGUUGAAGGAGCACAAGCACUCUUUGGUGGAUGGACGGGGGUUGAUCUUGGAAAAUAUGACUGGGAUCAAGAAUUGGACCAAGUGGAGAGUAACGCAGUGCGUAGUUUUGCUGAAAUGAUGAUCAAACCAUUCCCUGGCGACCCACACAACAUCAAGAAGACUAGAGGAUACAUUGCUGAUAAACUUUCCCUUGGUGGGUCAGGUGUCUUGUUUAUUGGAUCUCCAACUGAUGUAGCUGAUGAAAUUGAAAAUUGGGUUGAUGUAGCUGGUGUCGAUGGGUUCAACUUCACCUAUGCAAUUACACCAGGCUCAUUUGAAGACAUUGUUGAGUUGUUGAUUCCAGAGUUGCAAAGACGAGGAUUGGUUUGGCAGGAUUAUCCAAAAGAAGGGUUGACGUUUAGGGAGAAUUUGUAUGGAAUUGAUAGAGCGGAUCCUACUUUUUUGAAACCUGACCAUCCUGCUUUCAAUUUAAGAUGGAGAGAGGGGGAAAGUCGGGAGGAGUUUGAAGCUAAAUUGGAAAAGACUUUGAAGGAGAAGUUUGCUAAGGAAGGGUAA
Lodderomyces parapsilosis is the source of this 1503-nucleotide messenger RNA. RefSeq lists its product as uncharacterized. The record is from RefSeq and is a predicted model, not a curated record. Lineage: Eukaryota; Fungi; Ascomycota; Pichiomycetes; Serinales; Debaryomycetaceae. Gene Ontology annotation, molecular function: monooxygenase activity; oxidoreductase activity, acting on paired donors, with incorporation or reduction of molecular oxygen. The transcript has a single exon. Bases 1 to 1503 code for a protein of 500 amino acids.